Molecule: messenger RNA, 5256 nt
Organism: Astyanax mexicanus (Mexican tetra)
Lineage: Eukaryota; Metazoa; Chordata; Actinopteri; Characiformes; Acestrorhamphidae
Gene: spina
Product: spindlin-Z
Exons: 6
Coding region: 690-1475 (261 amino acids)
Biological process (GO): gamete generation
Source: RefSeq, a predicted model, not a curated record
UUUUCUCUCUGCUGCUCUGGUUUGGAGCGGGCUCUGGUCAGGGGAAGGCUGGAUUACAGUCCCCCCUUUGUUCGGCUGCGGCUCUGGCUCGGCUCUGCUGCGGGGAUUGUAAAUAAUAGUGAGGCAACAACAUGGCUGACGCGGCGGCGGCUGCUGCUGCUGCUGGUUAGCAGGCGAAUGUCUCUGAUUUCAGCUCAGUGAGAGCUGUGUGUGUAACGCUGUCGGGUUCAGCAUUUGCCUGUUUUCAGCAAUACUGCAUUUCAUGGACGCCUCCUUGGAAUAAUAACCGGCGCUGCAGUCGAUAAGCUCGGCUGGGUGGCCGUUGCUGCAUCGUUAGCCAGCCAGCUAACCUAUAGCUAUCUGACCUAACCUAGCCAACCCAGAUUAUACAUUAGCCAGAGCUAGCUAGGUUUUUGAAGCCCUUCACCAAAACCGAAAGACUGGACCUCUACCAGCUCCCAGAGCCCUGAUUGGGCUGCUGACACCCAGCUUUCAGCUCUCAGACCAAUCUCACAUUCCUGUCUGCUGGUGUUGCAGCGCUGGAUUAUAUGCCCGCGUUUUCCCACACUGUAGUCGACCCCCCUUUUAUUUAAACCCCCCCUCCUGUGGCUCUUUCAUUCAUCGGAAAGAGUACAAUUGAUAUUUUCACCCUAGUCCGGCAGCCAAGCUGCUCCCCUACAUCCAGAUGAAUGAAGACCCCAUUCGGGAAGAACGCAGGCCAGAGAUCCAGAGCUGAUGCAGGACACCCUGGAGUCUCUGCAAAUAUGAUGAAAAAGAAGAAUUCACACAAAAAACACAAAAGCAGCGUCGGGCCCACCAAGGUGUCGCAGCCCCGGCGGAACAUCGUGGGCUGCCGUAUUCAGCACAUCUGGAAGGAGGGCAGCGGCGCGGCGUCGCAGUGGAAGGGCACAGUGCUGGACCAGGUUCCGGUCAACCCGUCGCUGUACCUGAUCAAGUACGACGGGUUCGACUGCGUUUACGGGCUGGAGCUGCAUAAGGACGAGCGGGUGCAGGGGCUGGAGGUUCUGCCGGAUCGUCUCGCUUCUACGCGCAUCAGCGACGCCCACCUAGCCGACACUAUGAUAGGCAAGGCGGUUGAGCAUAUGUUUGAGACUGAAGAAGGCUCGAAAGACGAGUGGCGGGGCAUGGUGCUGGCCCGAGCCCCCAUCAUGAACACAUGGUUUUAUAUCACUUAUGAAAAAGACCCCGUCCUCUACAUGUAUCAGCUCCUCGACGACUACAAGGACGGAGAUCUGAGGAUCAUGCCGGAUUCAAACGACUCUCCCCCAGCGGAGCGGGAGCCCGGGGAGGUAGUGGACAGCCUGGUGGGGAAGCAGGUGGAGUACGCCAAAGAGGAUGGCUCUAAACGGACUGGCAUGGUCAUCCACCAGGUGGAGGCCAAGCCCUCCGUUUAUUUCAUCAAGUUCGAUGACGACUUUCACAUUUACGUGUACGACUUGGUGAAAACGUCGUAGGCGGCGAGGGAGGACGCGGAGGUAGCGGUGGAGGAGACUGACUGACUUCGGAUGUGAUCCACAAACUCUGCCAAAAGUUCUCGUGGAACGUUUCUUGCACCAUCUCGGGGAGACGUGACGACGGAUAUUUCACUGGAGCCUUGGAUUGCCACUAGUUAAGUGUCUUUUUAUUGUUUUGUUCUUUUGGUUUUUUUUGGUCGUUUUGUUUCCUGAUGAAGGGAAAGCUGUGUUUCACAUGAAAUUCCCUAAACAAAAGUAGCUUAAAUAUUCAAAUGGUUGUCUUUUUUAGUAUUGUUCAUUCCUGUUGGUUAAAGAUAACGAGUGAACAUCGAUUCCACUUGAGAAAGUGGGGAAAGAAGAAGAAGAAACGGUUAAAAAAAAACAAAAAACGGCCCGGAAUCAAAUCAGUCAUCUGCCUACAGAAGUUCUCAUAUUGCCUGUUUUCAGUUAUGAAUUGGGAUGAAUUGGGAUGAAUGGGUGGAUGGAUGGUGAUAUGUUGUCAGAUAUGGAUGAAUUGGAUGAAAUUAGCUCGAGCAUGAUGACUGUUACGGCUCCAUGCGGAGCUCAGCCUUUACAUGUCGCCCAAAUACUCGUCUGUUUCGGUAUUUUUACUCUAAUUAUUUAAUUGUUCCCCCUUUUUUCUGCUUUGCCGAAGUUCUGCCCCCCAGCAGUGAGGAUGUCCGGCUCAGUUUCUCCGUUAGAACCGUCUCUCUCUCUCUCGCUAUGAAUUGUACUCAUCAUCUGUUUGUUAGAUGAUGUAUAUAUAUUUGUAGUGUGCACAUCACCAGCUUCUUGCGCUUUUCUUCACUUUAAUUUUCUCUUUACUUUAUAUUCUACAACAAUCUCUUUAUUUUUUACAACACGAUUAAAUGCUGAUGCAGCUUAUCGAUGAAUUAUCUGAAGCACUAAUGUUGUUUGACCUCUAUGAAAAAAGAUUGGAGCACUUGAUUUUUAUCGUUUUCUCUCUGGAACAUGUGAGUUAUCAGAUUCAGUCACUUAUUUAAAAGCUGUUUAGAAAUGAGCGUUUUUAAGCGUUUGACUGAAUUCAUUAUAUAUGUGUCUUGUGUGAAAUCCUGCUAUUGCUCUGCUUUAUCUUAUGUACUUAUGGUGUUUUAAGCGUAUUUGCAAUUUGUACUUUACUUUCACCAUGUAAUGAAAAAUACAUGGAGAAUUUUCCGACAUUGUCUUUGUUUUAUUCGUAUUUUUAUAUUUUGUCCAGUUCUACAAUUCAGCAAUGUUUUUUGUGAGAUUUGACUAUUUCUGAUUUUAAAAACUGUCAGAACAAUUGGCCUUUUAACUUGUUUGUUUGUUUUGUGUUCAUUUUUUGUUUGUUUGUUUUUUUCUCCCUAAUGAAGGGAAAGCUGUUUUAACAUAUUUUUUAAACAGAAUUUGGUUGUUUUGAGAAAUUGGCCACAAUAAUUUUUGUUUGUAUGAUCAUUUUUGUUUGUUUUUAUACAAAGGAAUGGAUAGCUGUGUAUUCAACACAAUAUUUCCUAAACAUGAUAAAAUUUUGUUUGUUUUGUUUUAUUUUAAGAGAACAAGUUCAGAAAAUUGGCCACAUUUUUUUUUUUUUCCCAAAUGAAGGGAUACCUGUGUUUAACAUGAUAUUUUCUAAACAAAAAUUGCUUUCGUUGACAAAAAGUUGUCUUUUAGCAUUUUUAUCUGCUCUUAUCGAGAGAACAAGUUUUUAAAAAUUUGGUCACAGAUUUGACAAAUGAACUAAAGAAAAAGAAUAACACAGGAAAUUGAUGCAAUAAUAAUUCAGAAGUAUUCAGGAAGUGAACUGCAAUCUUUCCACUCUGUCCUCUCUCUGCUCUUAUACGAUAAGUAACGAUAUGGUUCUUACACAAUUAGCCUUUUGAGAUUUGCUCUUUUUUUAUUUCUCACUUCUUUUUUACGUGUAAAUGUGCGUGCCUCGCUGUUCGAUUGUCUGGUUUCGAUAUUUUAAUGUUUUGUGUUUCCAAUCCCAUCGGAUCUCUACGUACAAGAUUGACCUGCGGCCCCCUUUAGGAAUGUUCCAAUGUUUAAAGUAACACACUCACACACACACGGUUUUCUCGCAGCCACAUGUGUUUUUCAUUACCUCACGCUUCUUGUUCGCGAGUGUUCGGCCCACUGCAGCUCGACCCUUCUGUUUUUUUGUGUUUUUGCUGCAGGGUUCAGCUGCCUGUAGAAGCUCUGCCUCCGAAGGGAACAAAAAAAUGCCUGACGCUAGCGUUAACUUUAACGUUAACAUUAGCAAUAUUACGUCUCGUUUUUUUGAUAUGCACAAGCAGCAAUCUGAACGUGGCCUGUAGACAGUGAAACUGAUGUGACUUUGUUUUUUCGUAUAUAUAUUUAUAUAUAUAUAUAUAUAUUCCAUUCUCCCAGUAUUGAACCUACGACCUUAAAGCAGGCAGCCCUGCUUAACUUACCAAAAAGUAAAAAAAAAAAGUAAAGAAAAGAAAAAGUUUGGCUGAGGGGGGAUCAUCAUCAUCGCCUUCGGUUGCAGCUCGGGACUCGCCGUUUGUGUGCUAUUAGUUAUAAGUGGAGAGGAGACUGCCGGCCUUGUAAUAACAGAACUGUUGCACCCUCAGUAUCUGUUGCAGCUACGUGUAGUUAGCUACCGAUUUUUCUUUUUCUUUUUUUUUUGUACAUUUUUUUAACGUAACAGAUUCUGUCUUAUCAGUGGCAUAUGGGCGUGUCAUUAUGCAAACGGACAUUCAGAAAAAGACAUGUUCGACGGAUUGGCCUUUUCUUUACAUUUACCUACUGUAGUAUUGUACCGUGUUUGAUGUCAGGUCGACGUGGGAAAUCGAAAAACAAAAUAAGAAAAAAAAAAUGACGCAAAAAAAAAGACAAAAACACGAACGCUAGGCCAUUCUUUUUGCAUGAUAUGAGUAGAGUUGUAACUGUAUGUUAGUGUGAUGCAUGUGUACCCGUCUUUUUAUUUCAGUUAUUUGUUCCCUAAAUGAAAGUUUGUUGUGUUGCUAAUUGUGAAUUUCCUGUUUUUUUAUUAUGAAUAUUAUUAUUAUUUUAUUUUCCCCAUUUCUUAAAAAAAAAAGAAAAUAAGUAUUUUAUUUUCUACUAUGCUCUAUCGGAUCAAAUGCACUGGUGUUCUUUGUGGAGUGCCAACUUGAAGGGCAAGGUACCAGUGUUACACAGCAUUUGAGGGAUCAUAUCUUUUUAACGUAGUUUGUACCCCGUAGCGCAGCGGGGCGGAUUCGUACGUAACGUAACGUGUUAUUGUAAUAGUUCUGGAAUUCUGACGAAGAACAGUCAAAGAAGGAAAAAAGCCUUACAUGAUUGGAGUAAAAUUGAUGAUAAUAAAGAAAGAAUUAAGGAAACAAAAAAACGCACAAAGUGCACGUACGAGACGUCACUCACGCUACACAUAUCCGAUAUUCAGCCUUGUACAUAUCAGACUGAGGAAUUGAGAAAAUCAGGGGUUUUCCUGUUUUAGUGCACAACACAAUGUCAGAUUCCCAAAUAUGAUCCCUUUGAGAUGCUGUUGCUCUUUGAUUAUUUUGUAAAAAAAGAAAAACAAAAAAACAGAACAGUGCAAUUUGAUGAUUGUCGCAGAUACAUGUAUAGUUCAGAUUUCAUGUUCUCCUUCACGUAUAGGUAAAUGGCUUCUACUGGACCGCAUUUUUUUUCUAAAUUGUAGAUAGUUCAUUUUAUUUGCAUUUAGAAGUAUAAACACAUUUUAAAACCUGUUACUUAAUUCUGUAAGUAAUUUUUAUAAUUAUUAUGUAAGUCUAUCCUUAUAAGAUUAAAAAAAAUAAAACUUCAUGUGAAACAA